This is a messenger RNA of Scheffersomyces coipomensis, 860 nucleotides long. It is a transcript of the gene ATP4, whose product is annotated as F1F0 ATP synthase subunit 4. Gene Ontology annotation, molecular function: proton-transporting ATP synthase activity, rotational mechanism. NCBI's taxonomy places the organism in Eukaryota, Fungi, Ascomycota, Pichiomycetes, Serinales, Debaryomycetaceae. The transcript has 2 exons. Gene Ontology annotation, biological process: proton motive force-driven ATP synthesis. Bases 53 to 760 code for a protein of 235 amino acids. The record is from RefSeq and is a predicted model, not a curated record.
UUAAAGAAAACACUUAAAGCUUUAACUAUACCAGAUAGCUAAUACAUCAACAAUGUCUAUGUUAAAUAGAAUAGCUUUAAGAUCCAGUCGUUCAAUCGUCGGAAAGUCUAUUCGUCCAUCCUUAAUUGGAUUACGUUAUCUUUCCACUCCAGCCCCAGUUGAACCAAAACAAAAGGCUAGUUCAAUCAUUGAUGCAUUACCAGGUAACAGUUACUUAUCUAAAACCGGUGUUUUAGCUACUAGUGCUGCUGCUGCCAUCUAUGGUAUUUCAAAUGAAUUAAUUGUUUUACAUGAUGAAACCAUCUUAGUUGUUUGUUUCGCUUCAUUUGCUGCCUUAGUUGCCAAAUUCAUUGCUCCUUUAUAUACCGAAUGGGCUGAUGGUGAAAUCAAAAAAGUUAAUGACUUAUUAAAUGAAUCAAGAACUAAACAUGUCUCUGCCGUUCAAGAUAGAAUCAAUUCCGUUUCACAAUUAAAAGAUGUUGUCUCCGUCACUGAACAAUUAUUCGCCAUCUCUAAAGAAACUGCUGAAUUAGAAGCUAAAAGUUUUGAAUUAAAGCAAAAACUCGCUGUUGCUCACGAAGCUAAAUCCACCUUAGACUCAUGGGUUAGAUACGAACAACAACAAAGACAAUUAGAACAAGAACAAUUAGUCAAAUCAGUCUUAGAUAAAGUUAACAAAGAACUUGAAAAUCCAAAAUUCCAAGAAAGAGUUUUAGCUGAAUCUGUUGCUGAAGUUGAAAAAUUAUUCACCAGAGCCUAAAUCUAAUUAACGAAUCAAAAUCAUCAUAUGAUAAAUCAAAAAUAUUAAUUUAUUUACAUAGAAACAUAAAAUAAAAACAUUACUUAUUGUUACAAAGAGU